Eleginops maclovinus (Patagonian blennie) is the source of this 1952-nucleotide messenger RNA. RefSeq names its product Golgi reassembly-stacking protein 1-like. Gene Ontology annotation, molecular function: protein binding. Gene Ontology annotation, cellular component: Golgi apparatus. The record is from RefSeq and is a predicted model, not a curated record. The coding region runs from base 141 to 1346 and encodes 401 amino acids. Lineage: Eukaryota; Metazoa; Chordata; Actinopteri; Perciformes; Eleginopidae. Gene Ontology annotation, biological process: Golgi organization. The transcript has 9 exons.
ACUGAAGCCCCUGUCAACCUGCGUUUUGCGCUAAGCUAAGCUAGCCUUAAACCAUGUGUGUUUCCUUCCGGAAUGACUUCUAACACAACUCUACCUCAGUGACUUAAAGACUGUGUUUAUAUCACUAACUGUUGAAGACGAUGGGGGGGUCUCAGAGCUCGUUUCUGUCGGACGGGGGAACUUCUAGUGGAUAUCAUGUUCAUGGGCUUCAGGAGGACUCUCCCGCUCUGAGGGCCGGUCUGGAGCCUUUCUUUGACUUCAUUCUCUCCAUAGGGAAUACCCGCCUUAACAAAGAGAGCGACCUGCUGAAAGACCUUCUAAAGGCCAAUGUGGAGAAAGCGGUCAAACUCGAAGUGUACAACUCUAAAACCCAGCGGGUGAGGGAACUGGAAGUCACUCCCAGUAACAUGUGGGGGGGGCAGGGUCUGCUGGGCGCCAGUGUUCGCUUCUGCAGCUUUGAAGGAGCCAAUGAGAACGUUUGGCACGUCUUGGAUGUGGAAACCAAUUCUCCUGCAGCUUUGGCCGGCCUUAUUGCUUAUGAUGACUUCAUCGUAGGAGCGGACCAGGUGUUGCAAGAUUCAGAGGAUUUCUUUUCUUUGAUUGAAGCCAACGAGGGGAAGCCUCUGAAGCUGCUGGUGUACAACACUCAGACCGACAACUGCAGGGAGGUGGUGGUGACUCCCAAUGGAGCAUGGGGAGGAGAGGGGAGCUUAGGCUGUGGCAUUGGCUACGGCUACCUGCACAGAAUCCCCUCUCGCCUUGCUCUGCCUCAACCAGAGAACACACACGCUCAGCAGUCCACGGUGAUGGACGGCAGUGAAGAGCUGCUAACAACAAGCGAACCCACAGAGGUGUCUUCAGAGGAUGCGCAAAUCCCUUUAAGCAUUGGUGAAAUAGAUUUGAAUCAGAAGGAAGCAGCUGUGCAGGACUUGUUUGUACCAUCGCCCUCUCAGCCAGCUGUGGACUCAGAGGUUUCCCCUAUACCUGAUUGGGUGACUCAAGACUUGUUGGACAUGGUUUCCAAUGAUGACAUCAACCAGAGCUCCAUGAUUGUUAAUUAUGGAGAUGAGUCUGUCGAUCAGUCCGACUUUGAUACCUCAUGUGUCGACCAAAGACCCUCCUCUCCUGAGAGAGAAUCAGACAUCCAGGACACCGAGCAGGAGGAAGCUACUGACCCGAUCACUACCACUUCUGCGAGCAUUGAAGUGGAUAACCCCACAGAAAUCCCCCAGGAGAUCCUGAGUGACGGCAGUGUCCCAGAGGUGCAGGAUACUACUCCUGAGCCUGUGAGCCCUCCAGACGCUGUGGAGGACAACACCGCAGAGACUGCAGCUUCAGACAGUUAGGGAGAGUAUGAGUACAUGUCAUAUCUGCUGCUAGUUAGAAGAGUUGUAGAGCACACUAGGACACAGAAAGCUUCCCUUAUGAUUGUAAGUUGCAUCACUGGAACUGUUUUCUUUUAACGUUUUUUAUAUCCAGGUGCCAUUGCUGCAUGUUGAAUUGCACAUUUAAGAAAGAUAGUUCGUGAAAGAUGGAUAUGAAUGUAGCCUCAAGCAGGAUGAAGCCUUAGUAGCUGUUAAAAGUCGUCCUAGUUUGCACAAAAAAACCCCAAAGGUGAGUCGUUUGGUUGCUCUCACCGUUAUCCUCCGCUGAAACACUGUUAGAAGAAAAGAGUUUGAGGUGUAGUACAAACGAUCCCUCGCGUGGUUUUAUUUGUUUUAUAUGUUGGUUGUGGAUGUUUUUAUUUCCCCGUGCACAUGAGGAAACUCUUCUUUUAAUCUCAGGCAUUUUCCAUGUAAGCCUCUUUGCCUUAUGUUAGAUUUGAAUCAGUGUAAGUGAAGGAGCCUCGCAGCUCUGUGAUUGUUUUCUGUUCGUUCUCUUUCUAUAGAUUUGAAUUAAGUUAUCUUUCUGAUUUGUAUGGAUGUUAUAAAAAGAAGAUGUUCAAAGACAAA